AAGCGAGAGAGAAAUCACACAAUGCCCGGCCGCGCAUCCACGAGAUCAACUCGCACCUCGAGUGCAACAACAGCAUCAACAGCGGCAGCACCCACACGCAGAUCAACUCGCGGGUCCGCCUCUGCUCGCGCCUCAACCAACGCCGUUGAUAUCCCAGACGAGGGUCCCGAAUCCUCGCUCCGCACACAAGUCAGCCAAAUCUUUGGCGAUGCCCAGAACACAACUGCCACGCAGCGCAAACUGCUGACGAGUUUGAGAAAGCUGCAAGAGCGAUGUUGUUUCGAGGUAGAUGAAGAAAAGAAGAAGAAAAAGGGACCCCAGGAAGAAGAGUUUGACGAAGAGGAAUUCAAUGGGGAGGUCAUGCGGUGUGUGCUCAGGAUAUUGAGCGUGAAGAAGGGCGAGAAUGUCGGAGAUCGUGUUAUCCGAUUCCUAGGUCUUUUUUUGAAGCAUGCGUCGGAUAAAGACCAAGCCAUUUUCCAGACUGAAGACGAAGAGGAAGCGGCUGCGUUCAGGGAGACACCUAGUAGCCGUCUGACCUCUCACAUCCUCACCACACUGAUCGGCUUCUUGACAGCCAAAGACAAGGUCGUUCGGUUCCGCGCGACACAGACAGUAGCCCACAUCGUUAACAACCUGGAGCAAAUCGACGACGAGAUAUUCGACCUCAUCAGACUCGGCUUCCUAAAGCGUCUGCGCGACAAGGAGUCUUCGGUGCGCGUGCAAGCAGUGCUUGGGCUGGGCCGCCUUGCCGGUAACGAUGACGAAGAGAAUGAAGAUGAAGACAGCGAUGAAGAUGUUGCUGGAGGCAUCUUGGAAAAGCUCAUGGACAUCAUGAUCAACGACUCGAGCGCAGAAGUACGACGCGCUGUGCUUCAAAAUCUGCCUUUCUGGCCGUCAACUCUCAAAUACAUUCUGGAACGUGCUCGAGAUAUGGAUCCGUCGAUGAGGCGCAUAGUGUACGGAAAGAUUUUGCCUACGUUAGGCGAUUUCCGUCACAUGUCGCUUGUUGAGCGCGAGAAGUUAAUCCGCUGGGGACUGAGAGAUCGCGACGACAUCGUUCGUAAAGCAGCUGCCCGUCUCUUCUGCGAGCGGUGGUUAGAGGACUGCGCCUCCUCCCACGAUACUCGUCCCGCGGAAGAGAAGAAGCCCGGAGAGCCUGCCCCUCUUAACAUUGAAGCUCUCACGGAAUUGUUGGAGCGUAUCGAUGUCACCAACUCAGGUGUCGAGGAUGGAAUCGCUCACGAAGCCAUGCGUGAAUUCUGGGAACUGCGCCCCGACUACCGCGAAUUCGUCACAUUCGACCACGAGUUCUGGCAAGAUCUCGACGCCCAGCAAGCAUUCAUCGCGCGAACUAUGAACGAUUAUUGCAGCAAUGUCGAGGACGACAGAAUCAGAGACAUGAUUGAAGAUAAGAUGCCUGAAGUUACCAUGUUUGCGUUUGUGGUUCUGAAACAUCUCAACACUCUAAUGGAACUUGUCGAGAAAGUCGCGCUCAUGGACGAAGACGAUCCUGAGACCGAGGAGGCUCAGGAAGAUGUUGAGGAGAAGGACUUUGUCGUUCAACAAUUGCUCCACAUUGCUCUCACUCUGGACUAUAGCGAUGAAGUGGGUCGACGGCAAAUGUACAACAUCAUGCGAGGCGCACUCGCUCGUGCUCAACUGCCCGAAGAGUGUACGAAGCUCGCUGUCGAAGUGUUACGUACAUGUUGUGGCACCCGUGGCGAGGCCGAUUUCUGCGCGGUCAUUCUCGAAGCCAUCGCUGAAGUUCGUGAUACGCUUAUGGACGACAAUGCGACCGAGCAAGGCGAGGAUGCAGAGGACUCUUUCCACUCUGCUCAGUCUGAUGUCAGCGAAGAUUCAGCUGUUCAAGCCGCAUCGAGCAAGAAGAAGACAGUCAAGCAGCUCGAUCCGGAAGAAGAGGAAGAGAAACGGAUCCGUGAAGUCAUGGUCUACUCCAAAUGCCUGCACAUCGCUCAGUGUACACUGCAGAAUGUACAUUGCGAUCUCGAGUCAGAUAACUCGCUGACUACCAUCCUGAACACAUUGAUUAUCCCUGCUGUUCGAGGUCAAGAGGCCAUGAUACGGGAACGUGGUGUGAUCUGUCUGGGUUUGGGCGCACUCCUUAGUAAGGAUCUCGCUUUGAAGAACCUUGAUUUGUUUUUCCACUGCUUCGCCAAAGGCCACGAUGCCCUCAAAGAAAUCGUUAUCCAAGUUCUCGCCGACGUCAUCAUCACACAUCCUUCCCUUCUCGCUCCCCCUGCCCCUGAUUCAGAAUCAGAAGAAGAAGAAGAAUCCGCUGAGCCCAAAGAGAACCCUCUCAUUAGACCCCUCACCAAAGUCCUCCUCAAAUCAUUCCGUUCCGACGACACCCAAAUCAGUCUCAUGGCCUGCACUGCAUCAUCCAAACUUCUCCUCCUCGGCAUACUCCCACCCACGGCCACAGCAGAGGUCCUCCGCGCCUUCGCCCUCACCUACUUUGACCCAGAAACCGCGCACAACCCCGCCCUCCGACAAGCGCUCAGCUACUUCCUCCCCGUCUUUUGUCAUUCGAAGCUCAAGAACGCGCUCCUCAUGGCACAAAUCGCAGUCCCGGUAGUUUCAAAGCUUCUCCUCAUGCGCGAAGACGUCAGCGACGAGGGCGACGAAAUGGUCAGCUGGCCAGUCAUCACCGCACAUCUCGCAGACUGGACCGAUGGACGCAAGGUCGUAGGCGUAGGCGUCUCCUCCACCACCACUCCCCUCGACCCUGCUACCGCCGCCCAACAAACCCAAUCUACAGAACAGCAACAGCAAGCUGAAGAACCGCAUAUCCACCUCGCAACUGACAUUCUCGAACGUGCCCUCGCGCACGCGUGCUCCAAAGAUGAACGGAAACCAUUACUCACCCUCCUUGGCAAACUCUCCAUUGCGUCCGCGGGACCCCCGCCGCUAGACGGCGGUGACGCCCUACGUGCGCUUCAUGAACUCUCUACUGAAGCCGUCGAAGCAAAAUUAGGCAUGGACGCCACCCAACGAAACGCCCUCGCAAAACUCGAAGCGAAUCUCGUCAAGCGCUUAGGCAAUGUAGAACCCGAACCCUCCGUUCACGAAGGCGACUCCGCCGCUACUGUCACCACGGGCGCUGGCGCAGAGGAGUCGAAGAAAGGCAGUGUUGAGCCUGCGGAGACAGAUGCAGACGAAGAAGAAGAGGAAGAAGAAGAUACCAUGAUGGCAGGGGUUCAGGGAGAGGGCACCAGAAUGCCGCUGGAAUAUGAAGAGGAGGGGGAUUUGGAGGGUAGCAGCGAGGUCACGCAGACUUCUGUUGGAAGGAAGGGGAAGGGCGUUGCGGUCACUGAGAGCGAUAUCGUGGAUGACCUGUUGGAUAGUGAGAUUUCGGAGUAGAAUUGUUUGAUAGGCGCUGGAAUGGCUGUGUUUCCGGCUGGAUUAGGUUGGCGUUCCUUUUUUGCGGUGUUGUUGUUAUCGAGAUUAUAUGGUUAUCUCCGCAUUUUGAGGCUCAGGGAGGAGGUGUUAUGGUGUUUUCGUGUGGUAAUGCCGGCAUGUUAGACUUGGCUUUUUGAUUUCCAAUAAUCAUUUUUACUGUUGAUAUCGAUUCUCUGUUCUUCGGGCAUUGAUUGCCGGUGUGCUUACUUACCUAUGCUCUAAGUCGGCGAUUUAUUAUGCCCCUCCUUGUCCUGCAUGUUGUAUUACAAAAUGUCAGCGAAACGAAGUCAGACUUUUCCCGGCAUACAAAAAGAAAAGCAAAAUGUAAGCCCACCACAGAGCAUUAUAAAACCCCGAGAUACCUGUCAUUCCCCUUGUCU
Molecule: messenger RNA, 3800 nt
Organism: Periconia digitata
Lineage: Eukaryota; Fungi; Ascomycota; Dothideomycetes; Pleosporales; Periconiaceae
Source: the annotation of a GenBank genome assembly